Manduca sexta (tobacco hornworm) is the source of this 705-nucleotide messenger RNA. RefSeq lists its product as uncharacterized. Lineage: Eukaryota; Metazoa; Arthropoda; Insecta; Lepidoptera; Sphingidae. The record is from RefSeq and is a predicted model, not a curated record. Gene Ontology annotation, biological process: DNA integration. The transcript has a single exon. Gene Ontology annotation, molecular function: nucleic acid binding. Bases 1 to 705 code for a protein of 234 amino acids.
AUGAAGGCACGUUUGAGAUCUAAGGUUUGGUGGCCUCGCAUCGAUAAAGAUGUGGAAAACGUAGUGAAAGCUUGCAAAGGCUGUACAUUGGUGAGUCUUCCAAACCCACCAGUACCCAUGAAGAGACGAGAGUUGCCUACGGCGCCGUGGGUAGAUAUUGCAGUAGAUCUAAUGGGACCAUUACCAAGUCAAGAAUAUAUUUUAGUAGUGGUUGAUUACUACAGUCGAUAUAAAGAGGUGAAAAUCACUAAAACGAUCACGAGUUUACAGAUCAUCAAACUACUAAAAGAAUCAUUUAGUAGACUUGGUUAUCCUAUUUCGAUAACAGCGGACAAUGGUAGGCAGUUUGUCAGUGAAGAAUUCAGAACUUUCUGCAAGGAAUGCAAUAUCAGAUUAUUUAAUACCAUCCCAUAUUGGCCUCAAAUGAACGGCGAGGUCGAGCGACAAAAUCGGGACAUUUUAAAACGUCUUCGUAUUAGUCAUAUCGAGAAUAAAGAUUUAAAGGAAAGUCUAUGGGAGUAUCUACUUAUGUACAAUAAUACACCCCAUACAGUUACUGGACGAUCACCAUCUGAACUGUUCUUCCAACGGCAAAGUAGAGAUAAAAUACCUUCACUAGGAGAAAUAAACUAUAGAUUAAAUGACUCGGAAAUUAGAGAUAAGGAUAAAAUACAAAAAGAAAAAAGGAAAAGAAUAUGGAGAUAG